Molecule: messenger RNA, 2676 nt
Organism: Poecilia latipinna (sailfin molly)
Lineage: Eukaryota; Metazoa; Chordata; Actinopteri; Cyprinodontiformes; Poeciliidae
Gene: tmem276a
Product: transmembrane protein 276a
Exons: 4
Coding region: 581-1468 (295 amino acids)
Cellular component (GO): membrane
Source: RefSeq, a predicted model, not a curated record
AUUACACAAAGGAAGCAAGGCCAGUGUGCGGGGGCUUAAUAUGGUCUGCCUUUCAGUGUUUUACUACUUGAGACCGCAGCGGCUGUUUUUAUUCAGGAGACGGUCCAUUAAAGGGAGGAGGCAGGAUGCAUCCUCUUGAGUGGCUCUGGCAGGCUCUGGAGAUCUCUUCCUACACAUGAUGGUCCUCGGUGCAGUAAGUGCAGCUCUGGGGCGACUGUUUCCAAAUACUCGCUCUGUCUCCAUCUGCUGGAAAGAGCUGCUGGACGCGACCAGUAUCCGGGAUACACCGAGUUCAGAUGCAUAAAGGAGACACAACCAAAACAGCAGAUCCAGGCCCCAGUGUUUUUUUCUUUUUCAUUUUUUUAAAUCUUCCUCCAUAAAUAUUUGGUUCAUUUAGGUGGUCGAAAUUUGGGAGAAAUGAGGGCUUGUGUGCUGCAUCCACCUUUCGGAUUUGGACAUAUCGCCGAAUUUGCUCCACACCGCAGCCAGUGAAAGCAGCAGCAUCCAGGAGCCAGAGUUGCCCCAUCCACCACCACCCCGUGAAACCGUCACGGCGCCGAGGCCAGAAGCGCAUGGAAACAUGGCUGCUAUGAGGACUUUAACCGUGGCGGGGCUGUUUUUGGCGUUCUGCGCGCUGGGGCUGAUAGCCGUGGCGAUAAGCACCGACAACUGGUACGAGACGGACGCCAGGCGGCACCGGGAGCGCUGCAAGAAUUACUCCAACAAAAGAAACGACCCGGGCUACAUCUACAUCUCCAACAACAACCUCCCGCUCCGCAUGCUGCCGAGGGAGAAACACGCAGAGAGGAAGGGCGACAUUCUGCUGCGGGCCAAGAGGCACUUCUUGCCUCCCGCCUCGGCCAUGGAGUCCCUCUGCAGUCGGCACUUCAACUCCACCAUCACCGGGCUGUGGAGAAAGUGCCACCGGGAAGGAUUCGACCUGGAGACGGAGGAUUUGAUCUUUAAAGGAUUGGUUCCGCGCUGCACACCCAUAAAAUACUACUACUCUUCUGCAGCGCUGCCCAGAAACCUGCCAAUAAAUCUGACGAAGACUAUCAGGCAGGAUGAGUGGCACGCACUCCACCUCCAGAGGAUGACUGCCAGUUUCAUCGGCAUGGCCAUAUCCAUCAUCCUGUUCGGCUGGAUCAUAGGCGUGCUGGGCUGCUGUCAGGAGCAUGAUCUGAUGCAGUACGUGGCUGGACUCCUCUUCCUCAUGGGAGGGACAUGCUGCAUAAUCUCCCUCUGCACAUGCGUGGCUGGGAUCAACUUUGAACUGUCCCGCUAUCCCCGCUACAUGUUUGGUAUACCAGAGGAUAUCAGCCACGGUUACGGCUGGUCCAUGUUUUGCGCUUGGGGUGGACUGGGCCUCACAUUGCUGGCAGGCUUCCUGUGCACGCUGGCUCCUUCCCUCUAUCCCCCUCACACCCCUGUGGCUCACAAGCCCAGACAGGAGAACGGCUGCGUGUGACGGGCCGUGACCACCCAAACAGACGCCUGUCUCAUCCUGAAACAGUUUCUGAGCCUCGCUCCGCAGACAGUUUCAUCCCGGGUCACUGAGCGCCUUCAGACAGAGAAAAAGUACAGGCUCCCAGACAGACAGAAAUGAUAAAGAGGUGACAUUUGCCUGAAGCUUAGUUCCUCUGGUGCUUUUUUCCGAACGAACUCUUAUGUGUCAUUGCUUGCUCUCCAGGAGGGGGACAUCAUCAUUUCUUCCUAUAAAUUCUGCUAGAUUGAGAAGAAGAGAAACAGAAAAAGAAAAACUGGCAGAAGCUCAAUAGCAGAACUUUGAAACAAACUGUAUUGAAGAGAAAAUUAUUGAUGUGCAUCAUCACAUUUCAAAGGGCAACUGUGUAUCAUUAUGUACCCAUUCAAAACUAUAAAUAUGUACAUGUACUUUUUGAACUGUAAGUAUGCAGAUGCAUUUGUGUUUAUUCAAGGAAAAAUAUGAGCAUUAAGACCAAACAGUGUUUGAGGGAAAUGUUUUGUUUGUUCUCGAGGUCUUACCUUCAUCAAGAUAUUUUUUGAAAAAAUAAAACAGCCAUUUAAAACUAAUAAACUGAUAUAUAAAUGUUUUUAUAGAUGCCGUUUAAACUGACGUGGGCUCACUGGUGUCUCAGCAGGCAGAGGAACAGCAGCUUGGAUUCCUCUUAACUCGUAACUGCUUACAUGUGCAAAUCCAAACAGUCAGAACACGACACGAGUCAGAAACCUAAACUGAAUUAUGAACUUUUCCCAAAUCGGACAGGAGCAAGUAGUGAAGCCAUUUUCAGCUGUCAGUUAGAGGUAAAUAAACUACAUAUAAUACGAGUAAAGCCAGUUGUAUUCAUCAGACUCUCUUCUAUCUUAAAUCACAAAGAAAUUAAAACCAGUAUUUUUAAAACAAUUGCUUUACUCAUAUGUGUCUCCCCUGAUUCAUUUUGCAGUGUAAAAAUGUAAUGAAAUGUUAUAACUUUGAGGGGGUUUUUUGUGUAAAAAGUAUAUCAUAUUACAAAGAAAACUGUGUGUGGGUUAAAUGUAGCAGUGCAGUACCGACAGGGCUGACAAGAUCAGUAACUUCAUAAAGUCCAGAACCACUAAAAAUUGUUCCUCUGUCAACAUGUAGAGGGCGCCUCAGGUUUUCAUGGUUCACUGCCUACAGAACAAAACAAACAAAAUAAGUCAUUAAUUACGUUUUUU